This is a messenger RNA of Galeopterus variegatus (Sunda flying lemur), 3084 nucleotides long. RefSeq names its product PBX/knotted 1 homeobox 2 (gene PKNOX2). The transcript has 10 exons. NCBI's taxonomy places the organism in Eukaryota, Metazoa, Chordata, Mammalia, Dermoptera, Cynocephalidae. Gene Ontology annotation, biological process: regulation of transcription by RNA polymerase II. Bases 30 to 1451 code for a protein of 473 amino acids. Gene Ontology annotation, molecular function: DNA-binding transcription factor activity, RNA polymerase II-specific; RNA polymerase II cis-regulatory region sequence-specific DNA binding. The record is from RefSeq and is a predicted model, not a curated record.
CCCGCAGAUCCUCCAUGUGAAUCAAUCCCAUGAUGCAACAUGCCUCCCCAGCCCCAGCUCUGACGAUGAUGGCCACGCAGAAUGUCCCUCCCCCACCCUACCAGGACAGCCCACAGAUGACGGCAACUGCCCAGCCACCCUCCAAGGCCCAGGCUGUCCACAUCUCUGCACCCACGGCUGCUGCCAGCACACCUGUGCCCAGUGCCCCUAUUGACCCCCAGGCCCAGCUGGAGGCUGACAAACGAGCUGUGUACAGGCACCCUCUUUUCCCGCUCCUGACGCUGCUGUUUGAGAAAUGUGAACAGGCCACCCAGGGCUCUGAGUGCAUCACCUCCGCCAGCUUUGACGUGGACAUCGAGAACUUUGUCCACCAGCAGGAGCAGGAGCACAAACCCUUCUUCAGCGAUGACCCAGAACUGGACAAUCUGAUGGUGAAAGCAAUCCAGGUCCUGAGAAUCCACCUGCUGGAGCUGGAGAAAGUCAACGAACUUUGCAAGGACUUUUGUAACCGUUACAUCACCUGCCUCAAAACCAAGAUGCACAGCGAUAACCUGCUCAGGAAUGAUCUCGGGGGUCCCUACUCCCCCAACCAGCCCUCCAUAAACCUUCACUCACAGGACCUCCUGCAGAAUUCCCCCAAUUCCAUGUCUGGAGUCUCCAAUAACCCCCAGGGGAUUGUGGUCCCAGCCUCAGCGCUCCAGCAGGGCAACAUCGCCAUGACAACCGUCAACUCACAAGUCGUGUCAGGUGGAGCCUUAUACCAACCGGUUACCAUGGUAACCUCCCAGGGUCAGGUGGUCACCCAAGCAAUCCCCCAGGGAGCCAUCCAGAUCCAGAACACACAGGUUAACCUUGACCUCACCUCCCUCCUGGACAAUGAGGAUAAGAAGUCCAAGAACAAACGAGGAGUCUUGCCCAAGCAUGCCACCAAUAUAAUGCGUUCUUGGCUCUUCCAGCAUCUCAUGCACCCCUACCCCACGGAAGAUGAGAAGAGGCAGAUCGCAGCCCAGACAAACCUCACCCUCCUGCAAGUAAAUAACUGGUUCAUCAAUGCCCGGAGGCGCAUCCUGCAGCCCAUGCUUGAUGCCAGCAACCCAGACCCUGCCCCCAAAGCCAAGAAGAUCAAGUCUCAGCACCGGCCCACCCAAAGAUUUUGGCCCAACUCCAUUGCUGCGGGGGUGCUGCAGCAACAGGGCGGUGCCCCAGGGACAAACCCUGAUGGCUCCAUCAACUUGGACAACCUGCAGUCCCUGUCCUCAGACAAUGCCACCAUGGCCAUACAGCAGGCUAUGAUGGCUGCACAUGACGACUCAUUGGAUGGGACAGAAGAAGAAGAUGAGGAUGAGAUGGAAGAGGAAGAGGAGGAGGAGUUGGAGGAGGAGGAGGCUGAUGAGCUGCAGACAACGAAUGUUAGCGACCUGGGCUUGGAACAUAGUGACUCCCUGGAGUAGCCGGGCAGCCCAGAUGGCUCUGAUCACCGAGCAGGAGAGGAGUGUCGCCAAGAGGGCUCAGGGUGGGGGGAGGGGACUUGGGCAGGCAGCACCGAGGAAGUUGGGCCCCAGCUUCCCCAAAUCAGUAGCUUGAAGAAAUGCAGAGGAGACAUCUGCCCCUUCCCAACCACCAAGCUUCAGUGAGCUCCCAGACCCACUCCCCUGGAACUGCAGAGGACUCUGUUGGGCAGGGCCACUCAAGCAGCCUGUAUGGAAAGUCAGGAGUGAGAUCUGGACUCACCGAAUCCCUGAGGACAGAUGACACCCAUGGGCCCCCCAUGGAAGGACUUGAGUUGUUUACAAGCCCUGCACUGUGAGAUGGAUUGGUGCUGUUCGCAGAGUGAGUCUUUGCCAGUGGACAGACUUAAGAGGAAAGGGAGAGACAAAGGGGGCCUGGGCCCUACCCCCAGAAGGUUCUCAGCCCCUUUGAGAGACAUUCAAGGGCAGGAGGGAGCCCAAAAGUGCAACCAGUGGCCAGAGGAGGGGGAGAGCCUGAGGCCUCCCAUCUUGCAGAUCAGUGAGACCUGGAUUCCACAGGGCUGCAACUCAUCCCUCCAAGGCCCUAUCUCUGGGUGCAUCAACCAUGGACUUGGGAGAGAUGGGUGGGAGCCAGCAGAGCCUCCUUUUGUCUCUAUCCUGGAAACAAAUUGCAAGCUAGGGGCUCAACCUGUAGGAGGUCAGAAGAAGUCCUUUCACCUGGGUUGGCUCCAGGAGCCAAGGAUGUGGCAGAACUUGGGCUGGGAGCCAUACCAAGGUGACUUUAGGGAUCAGAACUCAGCUCCUGUAACAACAGGACAAUGGUGUCUCACCCUAGAUGUUCCUGCCCUCAGAUGGAGCUCCUCAAAUGCUCCACCCCCUCCAUAGACCUUCAGAGAACGUGGAGCCAGGUUAAGUUGGAAGCUUUCCACCCCAGAGGCCCCCCCGUUGCUGUCCCUUUGCUCCCAGGCUGACCCCAUCAACCUCCAGCCUCCCUUCUUCAUGCUAUCCUUCAGAGAAGGCAGAAGAAACAUUGGAAAGAAGCAUCCAGCCCAAUGGGAAGCCAGGGGUUGGAGAAGGUGCUACAUCCCCUUCCCAUCAACAUCCAUAAUGUGGGGGACAGCCCAGAGAAAUGGCACCCAAGAUCCUGCAGUAGUGCCCCACCGCCCUGCCUGGCCGUUCUCCACACCAACAUGCACAGCGCUGGAGGAACCGGGGCUCCUGGGAGGAGGUGGCUUUCCACUGUCUGCCCUAACGUGUGUCCUCCCACUCCAACUUCAGGCCCCCAUGAUUGGCAUCCCUCCUCCUGUUCCCACCCACCCCUGUGGCUGUGAAUGACAGGACUGAUCACACAUGUGUUUUCCAUUGGAUUUAAUUUAAUGGACGUGCAGUUUCAUUUGUAAAUUGUGCAUUAGCCAUCUCCUUCAGUGGCAGGGUGUGAGUGGCUACCUGGCUCACCUAGAGGGGACCCUCAGGGCCCUCUAGGGCUUCCCCUCCUGCACCUGGUUGGGGUGGAGCAAAAGGGUGAUUGCUUUCCUGAGGUCUCCUUGAAAUGAAUGUAUUUCUCCCCCAAAAGAGCUGAUAUUUAAUGUUUUAAUAGGGAUUUUUGAGAAACAAA